AGACGACUGGUGUUGAGCUAUUACCCACAGAUCUGAAAUUUUAUCAGACGUUUGGAGGCGAAAAGGUAUAUUACAUGUAUACUGUGUAUACAACCUUUUGCGUUCAAGAUUACCGAUUGAAGCGUACCAUCAUAAAAUCCUACAGUAAGCCAUAGCCUCGACUUCUUCCAUGUGGCGAAUACUUGGUGGGAAUGUAUGGGGUGGAAUUUAGUUUGCCACCAUAUCACCACCUUUGUUGCGGGAAAUCUUAGUUUUUUUUAAGUUUUUGCCUUAAAUUUCAUGCAAUAACUAUAUAUCAGAUAUAUACAGUAGCCUACCACGGUUUCAUCGUCAAAAAAAUAAUUGUCACACCUUUGUUACACAAACUCAGUAUUGCAUGAGUAAAUUAGCCAACCGUAGUGCUUUAUUUUGCUCACAUGAUAAUACUGGACACCUGGUGAAGUAUAUCAAUAUAUUGAACUGCAUAUUUCAAAAUUAAUUCACCGCACUUUAAGUGUUGAUUUAUUCGUAUAACUGUAUAUGAGAUGUCAUUUCAAAUCCUCCAAUUCGGACUGGACUAUAUUUCAAGUCGUCGCAUUUUGAUCCAGUCCUUUGCUUCGCCUCUGACUUGAUCAAAUUGCGCGGAGUCCGCGGACGUGAAAUCUUGUCCAGUCCUCAUAGCUGGAUUUUAAAUAUUACCUGUACAUCAAAGGGAUAUUAUUGGCAGCCUCCCUCAGUAUUCGCCACUGUUUCCUCCUUUUGAAAUCAGGCAGAAAGUUUGAGAAUUGAUGGAACUAAACACAAUGAAAAAUGUACAUUGUAUUCUCGGAUUGAUAUAUAGAAUUAAACACAAUUAAAAACGUAUACAUUGUACUGUAUUCUCGGUGCUGUUGCCAAAUAAGCCGUUUUUUCUUCUACAAAACCCUGCCCAGAAAUUAACAACGGCACAUUUAAUUCCUCUCGCUCAGGUUAUAUUCGAGAAAGAAGAAGUCGAUUCCAUCAAGUCCUCAGGCGACACUGGUGAGUAGUUAAUCAAGUAUAUCUCGGCCGUAUUGAUGUCGAGGAUCAAAAGCAUAGCCAACGAGAAACCCACUUGAAACUCAUCCAAAUGUCUUUUUGAUGCAUUAAGUAAUUUGUUGCUUGUGUACAAAUUUGGGGGACUAAAAAAUAGAUGUCGUCAAUAGGGGGGAGGGGAGGGGGGGGGGGGUUGCAAUGGCUCAUUAUCGGAAAGCAGGUUAUACAGUAAUUUCAACAAGCUUUUGUUGAUAGGGAUGCACCUACCGUAUUUACUCGUUUGAGCGCCGCGGCGCUCUUUAAAUUUUCAGAGCUUCAGAUGCGGCGCUCAUUCGGGGGCGGCGCUCAAUCGGGGCGGCGCUCUUUAAAAAAACUUUUAUUUGUGAAUUAUAACAAGAACUUUUAACAAUAAAAUAAACAAGUUUUAAAAGGUUUUUGUCACUAUGUGUCCCCAUUUUGACGGCGAAAUGUUUUUAUACUGUUUAGUGCGGCGCUCAUUUGGGGGCGGCGCUCAUUACAAAAAUUUGAUCUCAAAUGCGGCGCUUAUUCAGGGCGGCGUUCAAUCGAGUAAAUACGGUACCUGAAAAUAUAUAAGGAGAAUUUCGACGUUUUAAGCGAAGGCCCUUCGUCUUGCUCGAAAGUCGAAAUUCUCCUUAUAUUUCCAGGUAGUUGCAUCCCUACCAACGAAAGCUUGUUCAUUUGAUUGGCACUACCUACACUGGCAACGACAGUUCAAGAUUAUAUUCAGUAAUUUAGAUUUGCUACAAGUCGACUCGUACCGCAACGCAUUGUGAAUUGUCUGGCAUUGUAAGGAGUAAAACGAGUGUGAAUAAGUGAGCGUAUAAAACGAAUGGUGUAGUUAUAAUGAAACCGUCAACUGUUCUAUUGCAGGUUUAACACUGUUGGGUUUCAAACCACGCAGUUCAUUAAAACGAUAUCAUCAUGUGAGACCAGCUCAGUUCAUUUACCCUGAUGAGAAGGUAGGUUGUUGUAAUAUGUACUGUACAUACCUGUGUGUAAAACACAACUUGUUGCGUUGAAUGUAGAUCGUAGCAAUACAAACUUCCAUGAUUUGCAUGUUGUUUACAUACAGACGCACAAUAUAGGAAAGAUCCAGAUUAUUUCCCAUCCCCGAAAUGACUAGUCCCAUGCAACAGUUACCACCAAUAAGUUCUUUGUAGGUUUGCAUGGCGAUAAAACAUAUAAUACUUUUUGUUUGUGGAAACACCACGUAAACUUAUUACUGCGAAGCUUUCGAUCCGUAAGCCCGGAUCUUCAUCAGUGCUAACAAUAUGUGACUUGUUCAAUUGAUGAUUCCCCUUAUUACGUUUUCGUAGCGCUUUGCAUUGUGGUUAUAGUUGUAUCACUGAAAUUCAAGAUGGCUUAUUUUUUGUCCUGACCCAUGCAAGAACUUUUAAAAAAAGCUAGCGUCAGGUGCGCGAUAGCCAACAGGAGAAUAUUCGCGAAAAUAUUCAAUAUUUUCAUUCAAGGCCGCUAUCUUUAUCAGUGAUACCACUAUAACCACAAUGCAAAGCGCUACGAAAACGUAAUAAGGGGAAUCUAGUAUUCACACUCCCUUUUUAUAUACCAAAGUGUCGUGAUCUGUUGGCUCCAAAUCAGCUACCACCAAAUCGAAAGCAGGGUUUACAGAUGCACACUGCUUUACAGCAGUGUGCCUGCACGCGUCCCUGAGGCGAAAUUUUAAUCAGACUACUCACAUUACAGGAAUCAAACCCAGACCGCAGAGGUGGAAUUCGUAUGUAAAAGCCACCUAGCCAGCACUAUCCCAGAUAUCAAUAUUUAUCUUUGCAUUUAGUCAAUUUCUGGAAGCAGUCGUCUUUUCACAGCCUUGUUAAAGAAAUGUGCUUCGAAAAAUUUAGUCAUCAUGUGUCGGUUUGUUCCCCGCCGUGCUGCCUCUGUGAGACUGGUCGCUCUUAUUCCACAGGUAAACCACCAAAGUCGUCCAUUGUGUUUACUGUAUAUAAGAAUAUCUUUAAUUGAACUGUAGCAACUGAGCAGUAAUCUACCUCGGUAGUUUCCAACUAGCCGAAACGUCAACCUAUGUGGAUGGAAGGUCAUGAUUUGAAUCAAGAACAUAUGAAAAUUAUAAAAUAUUGUUUAUAUGAGAUUCAGGCCUUCUUCUCAGGUUAAACAAUGAUUUAACAACGUUAAGAACUAGAUGCAAUUACUGUACUUGUAUACGAUGUCGUGAGGUAUAUAUAGUGGUUUUUAUUAUUGACCUGAAAUCUUUGAAACUGUCACACCGACUUACUCGGUGGAAAACAUUUCCUAAUGCUUACUUCAAGUAGUUCAAGAGAGAGAUUUGCUACAAAGAAUUGUUAGCUACCAUGCUAAGCGAUUUUGUUUACCUGCCAAGUUGGCCCAAACGUGAAGGUACAAUGUAAGCGAUAUUCUUCAAUAAUUAAACUCCCGUAGUUGGCAAGGUGGUUUGUGUCUGAAUUACCUCAAAAGGACUCAUUUAUAUGGUUACAAGUGCAUACAGUAUAUCUGGCGUUUUCUUUGAAAUUUUAACUGGGUCCAAAGCUCAUUCAUUAUUUAUGAAUUCCACCAUUAUAUUUUAUGUGUUUUUGUUUGUUAAUUGAUUUCCUAAUUUCUACAGGAAGAAGAAUUAGACGAACAAAAUGUUCAAGUAUCGCCUCCUGGUUUUCAUCUCAUUUUUCUGCCAUUCGCAGAUGAUUUGAGGAAGUUGUCUUAUGAUGAUACUCCUCGAGGUAAGACGCUUUGCUUGAAACUCUUUCUUUCAUCACUGGUCUGGGGCAGAUAGGCUAGCAGAUUCACCAGAGAGGCUACUGAUUUGGGUUUCGUACAUGUCCAGUUACACUUAUAUACAUUGGAAAGUAUACAUUAACUCAAAAUAGAAUAUUAACUCUGAUACUUUUUCACAAUCUAAUUUCGAUGUCAACAGAAUGCGCACUUAUUGCUCAAAAUGCCGUUCUCACAAUACACCUUUUCGAUAAUUGAAUACGUUCAUGAAUACGUUCUUGGCCUGAGAGCCUCGCUCUCGUGAACCAGGAUGAAAUGGGAUUGGCUGACGAUUAAUGAAAAUGAGGCUCCCAGGCCAAGAACGUAUUCAUGACGUAAUUAUCAAAAAGGUGUGUUUAAGCUGUUCUUAAAUUUCCAAACAUGAUACUGUAUGUAAAUAGUCUAUGUCCUCGUCAUUUUCGUAUUGUUUUGUUAUUUUUGUCUGGCUGAUCUUCACAUGGGGCCCAUGACGUGCAAGGCCAGAUUUUGGUGGAAAUAGUGAGGGAGGUGGAAAACAUUUAGGGGAGGUGCAGCAGUCUAGCUCACGACCCCCAUGGAAAGUUAGGGCUUAGAAUGGACCAAAAAGUCAACGACGUGACGUAUGCAUGUAGUGUGCAUAUGUAUCAGUGUAUUAAUGAAUUAUGACUGUACAACUCAUCCAAUUGUGCCCUUCAUUACAAUUAUUACAAAGUUUCUUUCAAAACAUUGCAUUAAAAGGGUACUUUAAUGGACACCGAGAUGGAUGGCUAUCACUGUUUCAUUUUCUCAGGGUUGGUGCAAAAAGGUCUCGCACCUCCCCACACCUUCCCUCAAAAUCCGGCCAUGAUAACUUGUUGACCACACCCUUGACCAUACUCUUAAUAUGUAUAAACAGUUUGUAUUCUUAUAUGGUUGUAAGGAAAAUAAAUAAUAAAAAACUGUGAUCACCACCCUUGCCUUUCAAGUUAGGAGACCCGGGUUUAAUCCUUGUCUGGACCUCCACUCAAAGUGCUACCUUUACACUAACGUCAGUAAAUGGUUACACUUUUGCGUCUUCUCGGAUAAGGACGUUAAAAUCGUAUGUACCUCGAAUCCCUUAUCAAUUGUGCAAUAGCAUGUACCUGGGCAAUACCAUGUUGUGAAAUCUGCUCACCAUUAAUGAGUGAGAAACUCAAUAAUUAACUACACAGAACUGCUCCACAAACGGACUAACAUGAGGAGAUUUACCGUACUUUUUAUGAAACGACACUGUAUCUUCGUUUGUUAUUCGGAGGGAUAGGUUCCGCAAAAGGUGUGGCCAUGCGAUAUUUGGAACCAAGUCAUAAAUAGUGAAUAAAUUUUGACUAAUUUUUGGUUGCACAUCAUGAUUCAUAGAGUCAUAAAUAGUCGCGCGAAGUUGGUAAAAAACGACAAGAUUAUUCUAUGCCAGUUAGUCAAGGCGUUAACCAAGGCAACUUUUCGUUGUAGUGCUUCCCAAAUUUAUCAAGUGCGUGACAUAACUAUUAAGGAGCUGUUUACAUGACCACCUUUUACCAGGAUGGGGUGGAAGGUGGGAUUAUUUUGAUGUUUUGGAAUAAAUCACAAAGCUUAAAUGAAUGUUCAAACGCCAGUUACAAGAACUCAAGUAUAUGUUCUUUGAGUUGAUAUCGUAGUUCAUUCAAGAAAAUAAUUAUUACUGCUUGAACAACCUGUCGUUUACAAUUUUAACACCAUAGUUUAUCACUAUAGAAAUUGUAAUGUAGUUUUACUGAAUCGUGCACUGUGGCUUAUUUCAAUACAUCAAAUUCAUCCCGCCUCACAUCACGUCCCAACAAAGCGAGAGUCUUGUAAACAGCCCCUGAAGCACGCCAGGUCAUUUUGUUUUACUUGUAGCGAAUGAUGAUCAAGUGGAGAAGGCGAAAGAAAUAAUCAAGACUUUGACCAGCAACUUUGAUCCUUUGGACAUUGAAAAUCCAUGUAAGUCAUCGGGAAAUAUUUAAUGUGAUUUUUGCCUAUCAGAAUAUAGUAUUGAUAGACGUCGUUGUUAUUGUUCACAUUUGUUGUUGUUGUUGUUGUUGUUGUUGUUGUUGUUGUUGUUGUUGUCGCCGCCGUCGUCGUCGUUACUGCUGUUGUUGCUGUUGUUGUUGUUGCUGUUGUUGUUGUUGUUGUUGUUGUUGUUGUUGUGGGUGAAUUCUACAUUGUAGUGUUGGCAUAUUUGAAUACACAAAACCGCGCCAAACUCAAAUUACUAAUAAAACCCUAUAAUAUGUUUAAACUUACAUUGGUUAGAAUAGUCUUCAUAUUUAGUCGUUAGAAAUUUCAUAUAUUUAGUCGCGCUAGUGUAUUACCUACAUACAGUACAGGCAACAUAUCUUUUGUAAUCUUAAAGUAUUUAAAUUUUCUCUAUAUUCUUGUUUAUAUAAUUAAUUUCCAUAUUUUGUAGCCCUACAGAAACAUUACGGCAAUCUUGAAGCUUUGGCUCUCGAUAAAGAUGCACCAGAAAGUUUCAAAGAUCUCUCAGGUAUGGUGCGCGGACCCUUGCUGCAUUAACCCACGGACCGAUUUUCGCUGCACUUUAAUGCCAUUUAAAAUAUAGAAGGUAAUGAUCAUCUAACGACCUCGUCAACUGAGAAUGUUUGUUUAGCAUGGCGCAAACACUACCAUUUUAGUCGGCCGAUUUAUGGUUUAAGUGCAUUUUAUUUAACGAAGCCAAUGCAAAUGUACGAGAAUAAUGUGCCCACAGAUUAUGGCACUGACACUUUUUCGUUUUAACAUGAACGUAAAUCAUAAAUUGGCCGACUAAAGUCAUCGCUUGUCCGCCCGGCUUCAGUAACAUUCAGCAAAAUCUGCCAUAGACCACUUUCAUCAUACAGUUGGGUUUAAUUAAAUAUCAUCACCCUCUCUUAGCUACCUCCUCCGCAGGCCAUACAGCCCGUAAUGAGUAUGCCCGUUCGCAGGUUGAAAUUUGAGACGAAGGCUUGCGUAGGUGUAAGUUCGUUUUCGUUGCUGUAAGUUCGCUUUCCGUUCGUUUCCCACCAAUUUUAUUUUUUUAAGGCCUGCGGAGGUGGUAACUCUCUUAGCAUAAUUGCCUAUUUCAUUUUUUUAAGUUUUGAGAAAUACAGAAAAAAAAUAUUUUUAUGCACAGCAACUCACGCUCGUGACAUAGGCAAAUGUUGUUUACGGCAUAUAUAAGAAGCUUUCUGAUUGGUUAAUGAGAUUUCCAUGCAACAACUGAUUACAGAAUGACUUUGGCAAAAACGCAUUUUGGCCCACAAAUUAGUUAGGCAAUUAUGCUAAGAGGCUGACGAUAUUCUUUAAUGUGCAUCUUAAUAAGCUUUCUUGGCCUCUUUUCGUCACUAACUGAAUAUAAUUCUGUAACCGGACGACGCCAAGAAGGGUUAUUAAAAUGCACAUAGAACUACUUUAAACCCAUCGGUAUUAUGAAAGUGGUCUAUUGGCUGUACUGGGUACUUGGAACGGAGAAAAUUUUCCCAGGGGCUCCUAUGAUCGAUGACAUAAUUGUAAAACAAGAGAAGCGGUGUUUUACAAUAUGGUACACUUUAUUGCAUAUUAUCCGGCCCUAGGAUUUAUUUUCUCGGUUAAGCAAAUUCUGCAUCAAGAAAGUGCAAGGGACUCCAUCGCUUUAUAGGGAUCUUUUGAGCUGCGGGCCCUGGAAAAAAUGGCCCCUGCAUGUCUCCCGGAGUAUUGGCGGCACUUGGAACUGACCUUGCAAAGAAAUAAUCUACUUUGUGUAGCCUCUAACGGUUGUAUUAUAUUUUAAAUGAGUUUUUUUAUGCAAAACACUAAGAUUUUAAUUGAUUUCAAAGAAGUGCGAUUAAAAUUUAAUGAAAUUGGCUAGAAUGCUAAGAAUAACGAUGUUAAUCGCUUUCAUUCCUUGAAUCAAAUUAACGAAAUAAAACAAAAUUUCCAGAACCAAAUAAAGCUCAACUAGAUGCAAGACUUGGUAACCUAGCAACAGACUUCAAAGAUCUUGUAUUUCCUGAAGGUUAUGAUAGUGAGGCCAAAGGCGGGAAGAGGAAGGUAAAACAAUCAGAACAAUAUAAUUUAAUGUUUUUAUGAGCGGAUUUAACGAUGGAAAACCACAGUGAUUAAAGCUGGUUUACACUAUCAAAGUGUUUGUGAUCACAAUAGGAAAUGGAAUUGUGCGUAUGGUAAAUUCUAAGUUUUGAAGAAUUCGUAAGAGAUCAUUGAGGGGAGUCAGUGUUAAACAGUGAGUUAGUUUUCUCAAAGUUAUCUGACACAUUCUUCAAAACGUAGAAUUUACUUCCUGCUGUGAUCGCAGAAACUUUGAUAGUGUAACCAUGGAUAAUAAAAUAAAUGGAUAGGAAACUAGCUAACGUGACCUAAUGUGUUCACUGGGCUAAUGGCGUGGUUGGAUGUCCCAACCUAGUUGCAAACCAAAUUCUCAAAAACGGCAUGUUUAGCAAUAACACAGCUAAACAUUUUAGUCAAAGAGCAAAUAAAUAUAACCACGCCAUUCUACGAUGAAAACUUUAAGUAUUUCCAGUCAAUUUUAGCAAAUACUUCAAGCACUAAACAGUGAAAAAUACAUCGCAAAUUUCGUUAAAAUUUGUGACGCCAAUUUCGUAGCUACAAAUAUAAAAAAAUACAAAACAAAGACGAAAAACAUUUACCUUGAUUAUAAUCGUGGCUUAGGCAUGUUUUUAAAACAAUUAGACCAGUCUAUGCUUCAAAAUCACUCUUUUAAAGUGGAAAAUAUAGCAAAACAACAAAAAUGCCGAGAACUUUGGUAAUAUUCGCAAUACGCGUGACGUCACGUUUUUCAACAAGGAUGAGGUCAAUGACGUCAGAAGUUUCCUAUCCAGUUAUUUACAAUCCAUGGUGUAACUGAACCAGUCUUUACAGUUCAUGCAUAUCAAAACCCAGUCUUGAUAUUCAUUUCUGACAGUUGUUUGAGAUAAAGCAAUUUUUUAUAGUUGUUUGAAAUAAAGAAAUAAAGCAAAAUAAAUAAAGCUUUUAAGGUUUGAAAUACAGCUAUUUAGUUGUUCAUUUGAAAGUGAAAACUGCACAACGUGCUUUGCCGUAUACGAAGUCGGGUAUGAAUGGCGGCAUUGAGGUUAUACUGUGUAUAAUGCUUAGAGGUAUAAAAAAGAGACGUGCACCUCCAUUCUAUCGUUUUCAGGUUGCUCCGACCAGAACGAAGACCGUUUGUUUUGUAUAGAAAAUUACGUACAUUGGACCCCACGUUUGAAAUUGCGUGUAAAGAAUUCCGUGUUACUAUAUUUGUAAUGAAUUUUAUGAAAAACACUACGAUUUAGAUUUCAAAGAAGUACGAUUAAUAUUUAUUGAAAUUAACUAGACCGCUAAAAAUAACGAUGUUAAUCUCUUUUAAUUAAACACAAAACAAUAGACACUCCAAAAUAUAUUCCCUAUGUUUCUACAAUUACUUUGUAGUCAUCUUCAGGAGAAUUCCUUACAAAAAUUCGGUUGUGUAUAAACUCUCAUGUUUUUCCUAUAUUUGGAAAACGGACAGAUGCCUCUACACACGCAUCAAUGAACACGCUAAGUCUGAUAAAUAAUCAUGUACAUAAUUGGGAUGAAUUUCAGUAUGUUCGUUUUCUGUUAAAUCUGCCUGGGAAUUGUGUAUAAUUAUAUUCGUACGAUUUCUGUAUAUAUUCUGUUCAGAACUAUUGCUUUUCGUAAAAAAAAACAGGGGAAUGUAUUUUUUCCCACUUCAAGUCUCGAUAUAAUUGUUUUUGCAAACUUUGUUGAAAAAAACAAUUCGCACUCCUGCAACCGCGCGAAAUUCCUUGCCGCAGGAGUCUGGGACUGGCCAAAAUGCCCUUAUAAAUCCGCCAUUUUGUGGAGACAAAAUUUUUACUGAGAAGAGAUAGGAGCACGCAUUCUAUGCCUAAUAUCACAGAAUAGAUACCGGACCAGAAGUGUCACUCCUAUGUGUUUUGGCUGAAGGAAAACGUCCAAAAUUUUUUGGCGUGCUAUGACGCCAUCCUGGAGUGCACCCGGCACUUUGUACCUAUGUUUUCCUAUGAAAAACUUCCGUGUGCACUCCAGGAUGGCGUCAUAUGAUGGCGUAUUUUCACGUCAGCACUCGUAAAAUAUCGGACAAAAUAUCGUCUGAGUGACACUUCUGGUCCUGUAUCUAUUCUGUGCUAAUAUUUCUAUGGUUGAUUUUAAUUAAACCGUUCGUGUCACGUUAGCAAUUUAUUGCGUAAGCAUGCAAAAUUUAAAUUUAUAUUACGUAAUAAAUUACAAUUAAAAAAACAUAAAACAGAUUUAACAUAUUGCUUACGCAAUAAUUUGCUAACGUGACACGAACGGUUUAAUUAAAAUCAAAGCAAUAUAUGUAAUUACUAUAACUUGAAAAUGAUGCACGCUGUAGCAUCGAAACGUCGUUUAAUAAAUGUAAUAUCGCUGUCAUUUGUUUCAAAAUUAUUUUCAAAAAAGUUUUUGAUCUAAUGAUUGGUCCUUAUUACUAUCAUUACUCUAAAGGACUGACAAUUUUCCGUGAGAUUAAUUAGAUGGCGUCAUCAAACUGUACAACUUGCAAGCAGCGACUUAUAAAUAGUUGGAUUUUUAAAAACCUGGCAUUCUCCUGAAGGUGACUACAAAGUAAUAGUCGAAACGUAGAGAAUGAAAAUGUUAACAAUUUAUGGAGUGUCAUGGUUCCCAAUAAAAUUUAGAGUAGGAGCCGUUUUGACAGAAGUAUGCAGCUAUGUGCAGGUGCAGAAGAUACCACUGCACGUAUUUGUGAGUUAACUCAUCUUAGCAGAGCAUGUGUACAUUGUACAUACUGACGUGUACUGAAUAUUAAUGAGGCGAACUAAAUAUAUUAUUUCAAGAUAUGGUCGACAAAAUUUUCAAUUUACUGCCAGAAUUUUGUGGUUCGGAAAGGCCUAAAGGCCACAAAGCAAUAUUAGGUCACUCAAGAACAAUGAAUAACAUUUUAAACUUGCAAUAUGAGCCUUUCAAAAAUAUUUAUUUACAAUUGAUCCAUCUCGAUUUCAAAAAGUAUUAGAGAGUUUACGAUCCACGACGCGGCGAGAGAAGACGCGUUAGAAAGGCUUGGUAACCAGCGCGGCCCAAGCCGCGUUUUAUUCUGUUCCCUACGUUACGAAACACAACCGCUGGUGUAAAACGUUUAUUUUGGCGGGGAAAUUAUAGGUUUUUCAAAAUCUUUAUAAUUUUUGUUUACACAGAAAAUAUAAUCAAAGGUUCUGCUUCAUCAAAACUAAAGUUAAGAACUUAAAUUCACGUUUUCAAUGUAAAAAUAUUCGAUACUCACCCGAAAUUCGCAGCGUAGUGUUGGUAGUGAUCACAACGUGAAAUUGACAAAAUUCCGUCGUAGAAUCGUUGACCACGCGUUGGAAUUACACAAGACGCGCUAGUUACCAAGCCUUUCUAGCGCGUCUUCUCUAGCCGCGUCGUGAAUCGUAAACUCUCUAUUGUUUCGUGUGCACGCAAGCAAAUUUAGGAAGUGUCUAUUCAGCCUUACUUUGUUACAAAUAGAUCAAAGUAAAGCAAAACAAAACAAAACAAAAGCCCACUAUGAGCCCCCUGAUGCCAUGCGUUGAAUACUCAGCGGCGGGCCUAUUUUUAUGAAAUAUCUGGUCGUGCCCGCUUAUUGAAUUUAUAUUGAAUAUUUUUUAGGCUGCUAGUGCGUCUAGUACGUCUACUAAACGAGUGAAAACUGAAGAAUUACCUCCAGUGGACGUCAAGGAAUAUGCCACAACGGGAAAGGUUGGUAUUGCAUAGCUUCCUCCCCAGGCAUCUCGUAGUUCACCGCCAUUGCUUGGUUUGCCGGCAACCAAAUUCUGCCCGCCAAUCUAAAGGCGAUGCCUGCAUGCGGACGAGACUCGGUAUUGGAAUAUGUCUGGAUCCUUUCAACUAAAUAGACACUAAUGCCCGGAUCAAACGAGGAUGAGAGUGCGUGUGAGUUGGCAGUCACGUGACCUUGCUUAGCUGUUCAUAUAUCAUGUAUUCUAUUAAAACAUAGUUGGAGCACUUAUCAAACCUUUACUGUUCUAAUCUAGAGCUUGAAAUUUCGACAAUUUUUUUUGUCAAAUUGUCCAUGUUCAAGUACGUUCACACGAGACCAGACAAGUUCAGAACCAUGCACGAAAGUCAGCCGAUUGUAUUUCUUUACGCGGAGGUACCUACUUGUAUAAGUAUAGCUCUGAGUGUUUAUCCACACCGGGCAGGCUUGAAAAAUAUGCCUGGCCACGGUGGGAAUCGAACCUACACCGCGGCCAGGCAUAUUUUUCAAGCCUGCCCUGUGUGGAUAUACACUCAGAGUAACAUCACAAGCAUCUUAUUCGCCUGAGUACAUUACACAGCAAAUAUCAUGAUUAUUAGAUUACAUUGAUAUUGAAGGAACUAGACUCAGUUCCGAAAUAUCACAUACUCGAACCGACCUGACCGCGUAGCUCAGUUGGCAGAGCAUUGGGCUAGUAUUCCAAAGGUCGUAGGUUCGAUUCCCACCGUGGCCAGGCAUAUUUUCAAGCCUGCCCGGUGUGGAUCAGAGUAACAUCACAAGCAUCUUAUUCACCUGAGUACAUUACACCAGCACAGCAAAUAUCAAGUAUAGCUCUGUUUCAAUAUGGCCGGCUUUCUAGUUUCCACUUUAUAAGAACUUUUUUGCUGGGUCUGUUUUCGCACCUCAAAUUUUCCACAUCACAAAUUCAAGCCAAACAACUUCAAUUUUACUGAGUUUUGGGGUCCGUUUAACGGCCACAAAAAAGUUCUGGAAAAAACGUGUACGCCUUCACUGUAUAGGAAAGCAUGGUGCUGAAUAUCGUGAUGCAUUUUUUCCCGAACAUAGUGCUAAAUUCACAGUGAAUUGCGCAAUUAUUCGAAACGAAGUGAUAGUUUUUACUGUAUCCAUAAGUCUUAUGACUCCUGUCACCCCUGUCUUUGAAUUAUAUGGAGGGCAGCACUUUUGCUUUUAGAAUCACAGGGAAGAAAACUGUGGCAAAAUGUAAACAAAGUGCAAAUAUGCAUCUUGUAGUGUCCAACUUAAAUUCAGUUUUUACAACACUGUGUUUGCGCUUUAUUGCAUUAGAGUUAAAGGUUACAGUUUAGUUGUCCUUAGCACAUAUAUAGUUCAGUGCUGGUAACCAAGCCUUAAAAUGAUCGCAAAAUUUUUUUUCUGCAUGCGGCAUAGAAGUGAAACGUUUUCUUCUCUUUUUUAGCUCAGUAAACUGACAGUUGCAAUCUUGAAGGAAUUUGCGAAAUCUAACAACAUCAAAUGUGGAACAAAGAAAGCAGAUCUUAUCGAGGCUGUGAACCAACAUUUUGAACUGGACUGACUGACCUGCAAAUUAGAUGUUGGUUCUUCAUCUAUUACUUUCUUAUCGUUAGAGUCUUUAUAUCAAGUUCUUUACUAGUUUGGACCAGACUGACUAUACUGGCGGACUACUAUACAAUUUGGUUGUGCGGUUUAAAUUCUCAUUUCUAUUCACAGCAGCGAAUUCGGACUGAAUUUGCGUCCAUUCCAGUAAGACCUUCAGUGCGCUUCUAUUUUCAUGAUCAGACCAAUCAGAGAAGAAUCUCUAUUUCUUAUUUGUUGGAAAGAUCUGAGCCAAGUUUUUCAUAAAUCUGAUCACCUUCUGAUUUGAUUCAAAUUUUCCAGUCAGACCGAUCUCAAAUUACCUGUACGUUUUGUAUUUCAUUUAACAAUUUGAUCGACCUGGCCGGUCCGUCCGUGUUAAAGAAAGAACGACUGAAACCAUGGUACACAAUAUAGCACAGUUUAUAAUGUCUACGUUGGCUUAAUACAGUAACUUGCUCCCCUUCACCGUGGCAAAAAAUAGUUAGGGCGGGGUUUAAAAAGUGGAACAUGUUGUGUUAAGGAUCUUUUCCAUUCAUUGCAAGAGUCAACUCUUGUGCUCGCUGCGAGCACGUCAUCCGAUCACAAUGCUCGGCAGUUCAUUUCAAUUAGAUGCAAGCACUCACAGCGACCUUGUGAGUUUACUCUUGCGAUGAAUGGAAAAGAGUCUUUAUGAAAAAACAGUAUAGUUUUAACUCUGUCGAAUAUUGAAGCGCUGAAUUAAAACAUUUGACAGUUUAACAACAUACAAAUAACCAUGUGUUAACCAGUGAAGUAGAUAUAUUCGCUGGUGUUAACUGAUGUUUAAAGGAAAUUAGCAGUAAAAAUGUAUUUUGUCUCAUUUGAAAUAACUUUUAAAAUAAUUAAAGAUUUUUUAGAGCUGUUUCACAUCUUGCUUGGUUCGUGAAAUAUUUUGACUGAAGACAGUGAGCUGUCUGCCAUCUUGGAUUAUUCAGGUAUGCAUGUUACGUUACAAGUGGUGGUCACGCAAGAUUUGUAUCUUGACAGCCAGUGAUCAAUAUUAGCCAAAACCUCGUACUUGGUUAUUAUCUUAUUGGUCAUUGGAGAUACAUAUCAAUGCCUGGGCUAUAUCCCCACACAGUCAUCAAAACCAGAGUCAGUGAGGUUAAAUAUUAAUCCAAGAUGGCGGAAAGCUCUUUGCUUUUCUGUCAAAAUAGUCCAGAAUCCAGUGUAGUUAAGUUCCAUAUGAAACAUUUCCAACAAAAUGUAAUAUAUAAUUUUAAACGUUCUUUCAGUGAGACAAACUAUUAAGACUUUCCAUGAAUGUCCUGUAAUAAGACUAAUUUUUAUUAAUAAGAUAAAACUUUCUGUUAUAAUAUCAUAGACAAUAGUGGCGUUGGCUUCGAUUGCUCGUUGAAACGAGGAAUCCUCGAUAGUAUAAGCGACUCCUUAGAUGACAUUUCAUAUUAUAGCCAUAUAUGUUUUUGUUGUGUAGCAUUUUGGGCCGAGUGUAUCUGUGUAUGCAGAAAUUUAUUGCACGUUUAAUCGUUUAAAAACAUUAAGUUGUGUUUUCUCGUGUGAUGACUUUGAAAUACCGUCGAAACUUUGUCUUUGCA
Molecule: messenger RNA, 14619 nt
Organism: Paramuricea clavata
Lineage: Eukaryota; Metazoa; Cnidaria; Anthozoa; Malacalcyonacea; Plexauridae
Source: the annotation of a GenBank genome assembly